UCACCCCUGGGGCCUUGUAAUUAUCGCCAUCCUAAUCAUAAUUUUCUCUGUGGGGCUGGCCGAAAUGGCACCAGAAAGUUGGAACCACUGCGAGAGAUUCCUGUUAGUUAUUGUUUUUCUUUUUUGAGUCUGAUGCUUUAUUGGAAUUAAGUGUUUUCUCCGCUGAUCAGAAUUAAUUAUCCCAUCCUUUGUUCCUCUCUCCUUCUUCCUUAGCUCCCUUCGGCUUUCCCUCCCGCCCUUCCGCCCGGGGCCCAGCCAGGCCGCCCGGGGUCUCACCCUCGGAAGUCGCCUGCGCGAACUCUUCCACCGCUAGUCUCAGCCCUUUCAGGGCCGCCUCCGUGCCGCCCCCUGGCCAGCGGCAACCCCCCCCCCCACGCCCCCUUCUCUUCUCCACUUCCUCAGAAUCAUAACAUGGGCCAAACACAGAGCACCCCCCUCUCCCUCCUCCUCACCAAUUUCAAAGAUGUAAGAGCUAGAAGACACAGCUUAAGCCUAGACAUUCGCAAAAGGAAGUUGAUCACCUAUUGCCGCUCUGAAUGGCCCACCUUUGGGGUCAAUUGGCCUACAGAGGGAACCUUCUGCCUCCCUGUGGUCCUUAAAGUAAAAUCAAAAAUUUUCCUACCAGGGAAAGAAGGUCACCGGAUCAGAUUCCCUAUAUUCUGGUGUGGCAAGAUUUAGUGGAAAAUCCACCUCCUUGGAUGGCCUCUUUCUUAACAGCAGGGUCAUGCCAAAUCCUAGCGGCUAAACCUAUCAACUCUCCCAAGCCGCCAACUCCAACUGCACCCCCUGUUCUCCUCGACAGCCAAGAUUUACUUUCCCUUGACCCUCCCCCUUACCAGAUUCCCCCCCUUAUUCCUCAAGCUGCCCCCAUCCCUGCCCCCGACCCUAUUCCCCCUGCGCCAGCAGAACCUCCCUUAGCCCAGCCAAUAGAAGAACUAGAGAAUAGGGAAGCUCAACCCGCGCCUAUGCCUAGUGGGGGUGAAGUCCAAGGGCCAGCUGGACGCACCGGUAGGCGGGCCCCACAUGAGCCAGGACUCCAUCUUCCUGACUCCACCGUAGCUUUACCCUUACGGGAAAUAGGGCCUCCCGAUGAUACGGGGAACCCCCGACUUCAAUACUGGCCCUUCUCCACCAGUGACCUAUAUAACUGGAAAACCCAGAAUGCCCGAUUUUCUGAUAACCCUAAAGAUUUAAUAGCUCUCCUGGACAGCAUUAUGUUUACCCACCAACCCACCUGGGAUGAUUGUCAGCAGCUCCUCCGAAUCCUUUUCACCACCGAGGAGUGAGAGAGAAUUCAAUUGGAAGCAAGAAAGCUGGUUCCUGGAGACGAUGGCCAACCUACUGCUAACCUUAAUCUCAUUAAUGCAGCUUUUCCCUUGACUCGACCCCCACAGGAUGACUAGGACUACAACACGGCAGAAGGUAGGGGGCGGCUACGCAUUUAUCGCCAGACUCUAAUGGCGGGUCUCCGGACUGCUGCACGCAAGCCCACUAAUUUGGCUAAGGUAUAUGCAGUAAUACAAGGUAAGACAGAGAGCCCUGCCACUUAUUUAGAAAGAUUAAUGGAAACCUUCAGACAGUAUACCCCCAUGAACCCCGAGGCCCCCGAAAAUCAAGCUGCUGUUGUAAUGGCCUUUGUAAAUCAGGCAGCCACUGAUAUUAAAAAGAAACUCCAGAAACUAGAGGACCUGGAGGGAAAACAGAUUCAGGACUUACUCCGCAUUGCCCAGCGUGUCUAUAAUAAUAGAGAGACUCCAGAGGACAGGCAACUUAAAGCUACCGAGAAAAUGACCAAAGUCCUGGCCGCUGUUGUCCAAAAUCCCCUGGAUAAACAAAAGCCCCUAGAUAAGGACCAAUGUGCCUAUUGCAAAGAAAAAGGCCAUUGGGCCCGAGAAUGCCCUAAAAAGAAAAAGCCACGUCAUGAUCAAAAACCGUGGCAGCCAAAAACCACACCUGCCCUCUUCACUCAAGAUGCAGAAAAGGGGGGACGGGGUUCGGAUCCCCUCCCCGAACCUAGGGUAACGCUACAAGUGGAGGGGAACGCAGUUCAAUUCCUAGUCGACACAGGGGCACAAUCGGUCUUGAUCAGACCCCAUGGAAAAAUUUCUGAAAAAUCUUCCUGGGUCCAAGGGGCUACUGGAAUAAAAAAAUAUCCCUGGACCACCCAGAGGACUGUGGACCUAGGAAAUGGAAAGGUCACCCAUUCCUUCCUAGUCAUCCCCGACAGCCCAUGCCCCUUAUUAGGAAGAGACUCACUAAUGGGGGCCCAGAUUCAUUUUACGCCAGGGGGCCCCCAAGUGACUGGCCCUCACAACCAACCCAUGACCGUACUUACUCUAAGAUUAGAAGAUGAAUAUCAACUCCAUCAGGAGCCACCCUCACAAAGUCAAAACAUAGAGCCCUGGCUCCAGCAGUUCCCAGAAGCAUGGGCUGAAACCGGGGGUAUGGGGUUGGCUAAACAUCGCCCAGCUCUAUUCAUAGAGCUGAAACCGGGGGCAGAUCCAGUUCGGGUCUGACAGUACGCGAUGUCAAUGGAGGCCAGAAGUGGCAUCACGCCACAUAUCCGUCGCCUCCUAGACUUAGGCAUCUUGCGUCCCUGCCAUUUAGCCUGGAACACCCUCCUGCUGCCUGUACGAAAACCUAACAGUGCGGACUACCGUCCAGUACAAGAUCUAAGAGAAGUUAACCGCCAAGUCAUAGACAUACACCGAACAGUGCCCAGCCCCUAUACCCUCCUAAGUGCCCUCAGCCCAGAAAGAUAAUGGUAUACUGUCCUUGAUUUAAAAGAUGCUUUUUUCAGCCUGCCUCUGGCCCCCAAAAGCCAAGAGCUCUUCGCCUUCGAGUGGUCCGACCCUGAGAGGGGCAUAAAUGGGCAACUCACCUGGACCCGGCUCCCCCAAGGAUUUAAAAACUCACCCACCUUGUUCGAUGAGGCACUUCACGAGGAUCUGGGUCCGAGGUAACUUACUUGGGGUACCUGUUAAGAGAAGGCCAGCGGUGGCUCACUGAUGCACGGAAGGAAACCGUCUUCCGCAUCCCCCGACCCACAACGCGAAGGCAGGUGAGAGAAUUCCUGGGAUCGGCCGGGUUCUGCCGCUUGUGGAUAUCUCGGUUCGCCGAGAUGGCUAAGCCUCUUUACCUGGUCACCCGAGAACAGGCGCCCUUCGAGUGGACAGAGGAAACUGAGCAGGCUUUCCAACAAAUUAAACUCGCCCUGUUGUCAGCGCCAGCCUUAGGGCUCCCCAAUGUCUCCAAACCCUUUCAUCUCUUUGUAGAUGAAAACAAGGGGGUAGCCAAAGCAGUGCUGAUGCAACUCCUUGGUCCAUGGCCCAGGCCCAUUGCCUAUCUUUCAAAAAGACUAGACCCAGUAGCGGCUGGCUGGCCCCCUUGCCUCCAUAUGAUCGCUGCUACAGCUCUAAUGGUAAAGGAUGCUGAUAAGUUAACUAUGGGACAGGAGUUACAUGUUACAACCCCUCAUGCCAUCGAGGGAGUCCUCAAACAAACUCCUGACCGAUAGAUAAGUAACGCCCGACUGGUUCACUACCAGGGACUAUUAUUAAAUCCCCUCAGAAUCAUGUAUGCUCCCCCCCCCCUCCGAACACUAAACCCUGCCUCCCUGUUACCAGACCCGGACUUAGAUACCCCCCUCCAUGACUGCGCUGAGAUAUUGGCACAGGUUCAUGGAGUUCGGGAAGAUUUACAGGAUCACCCUCUACCAGACACCGAGGUUACCUGGUUCACUGACGGCAGCAGCUUUGUACAUCAGGGUCAAAGGAUGGACAGAGGCCUUCCCGACCAAACAUGAGACUGCGCAGGUAGUAGCAAAGAAAAUGUUGGAAGACAUCAUGCCCAGGUACGGAUUCCCUACCCUAAUAGGAUCAGACAACGGACCAGCGUUCGUUUCAAAGGUAAUACAAGGGAUAGCACAGUUUAUUGGGGCCGAUUGGAAACUACAUUGUGCAUAUAGACCCCAAAGAUCAGGACAGGUAGAAAGAAUGAAUAGAACCCUAAAAGAGACCCUAACCAAAUUGACCAUGGAGACUGGCGCUAACUGGGUAGUCUUACUCCCCUACGCUCUGUUCAGGGUGCAGAACUCCCCUUACAAGCUGUGAUUAACCCCCUUUGAAAUCAUGUAUGGAGUUUCCCCCCCCCCCAUAAUUCCCAACCUACAGUCUAAUGUGUUAACUGAAUUUGAUGAUCAUAAACUUCUUAUUUCCUUGAGGGAACUCCAGCACACCCACCAGGAAGUUUGGCCCAGAUUGAGAGCCAUUUAUGAGAACGGGCCCCCUCCUGAGCCGCAUCACUACUGACCCGGAGAUUGGGUGUACGUGCGGAGACACAAGCAAAAGACCCUCCAACCACGGUGGAAGGGACCUUACAUUGUGAUCCUGACUAUGCCCACCACUCUCAAAGUCGACGAGAUUGCUGCCUGGAUCCAUUACACCCACGUCCGACCAGCUGAUCCCUUUGCAGUUCGAGAAGACUUCGUCCCGGAAGCCAACACUGCCUGGACAGUUGACCAGAGUAAGACCCAUCCUUUAAAAUUAACUCUGUGCCGAAGACCCAGACCGGCUCCUGACCCAUAAUGACAAAAGGAACAUUCAUCAGCAUACUCCAACUCACUUCCUACGGACUGAUAAGUAUUGCGGGCAACCCUCAUAUACUCUAUACCUUAACGUGGGAAAUUACUAAUUUAGAAACUCAUGAAGUCUAUAAUACCACCACAAAACCAGAUACCCCCUUAAAUUCUUGGUGGCCCGACCUAUUUUUCAACCUAGAGGAUGUAGCUGUCUCCAUGGGAUUACUCCCCAGCAUACCUGGGGAACGAGGAGCUCUAAGCCAGAAGGGAUUCUAUGCAUGCCCAGGGUUCGGACAGAACGCUGACACCACAUGUGGAGGAAUUUUAAAGUACUACUGUAAGUCCUGGAGUUGCAUCACUUCCAAUGAUGGGAACUCCAAAUGGAAAGUAAACCCCCAUUAUAUUGACAUGACAUUUGCUAGCCCCUGCCCCAAACGCAAGCUAGCAGGUCAAUAUUUUGGAACAGGUCCCUGUAACCUUAUCCGCAUUAAAUUUCUAGAAGACGGGAAAAAAGAUACUAGAUGGACCACUGGGCUUAAUUGGGGAAUCUAUUUAUAUCGGGGACCACCCUACUAUGCAACUGUUAUUCAGAUAAAACUGAAGGCAGAACCCAAGACUCUACCAACCCUAGUAGGGCCAAACCAACUGGUAGGGCCCCCGAAUAAGCCUGACCCUACCCAACGGCCCACAGAUAAGAGCGCUAAUCCUCCCAAUUCUCCGACCACUCAAGCAGUCCCUAUAGUCAGGACUACUUCAAAAAAAUAAAACCCCUUCCCACAACCCCUCCGUUAACCCUGGGGGCUCGUCAAAAAUUCAAUCCCCAUUUAAAAAUGACCCCUUAGGGGCGCCUGGGUGGCGCAGUCGGUUGAGCGUCCGACUUCAGCCAGGUCACGAUCUCGCGGUCCGUGAGUUCGAGCCCCGCGUCAGGCUCUGGGCUGAUGGCUCAGAGCCUGGAGCCUGUUUCCGAUUCUGUGUCUCCCUCUCUCUCUGCCCCUCCCCUGUUCACGCUCGGUCUCUCUCUGUCCCAAAAAUAAAUAAACGUUGAAAAAAAAAUUUAAAAAAAAAAAUGACCCCUUAUGGGCAAUGAUAAAUUCCACUUACCAGGCCUUAAACCAUACUAACCCUAAGGAGACAGAAGCUUGUUGGCUAUGCUAUUCUAUACAACCUCCAUUUAACGAAUCAGUAGCAGUAGUAGGAAACUAUAGCACCGCAAACAACUCAGACUCUUGCGAUUGGGGACCAAGAAGACCCGGCCUCACACUACCAGUACUUACAGGAAAUGGGACAUGUAUAGGAACAGUGCCAACAAAAUAUAGCCACUUAUGCAUAAAUAACAGAAGUAUAUUCAAUACUUCAGAAAAUUGGAUUAUUCCACCAGAUAACUCAUGGUGGCUUUGUUCUCAUGCGGGAUUAACUCCUUGCCUCUAUAAAGAUAUGUUCAAUCAGUCAGAAUUCUGUGUAAUGGUAAUUGUGUUCCCAAAAAUCAUAUACCACACAACUGAGUAUGUAGACCAGAUGUGGAUAGCACCCAAAAGAGUGACUAAGAGAGAACUCAUUACUGCAGGGGCUCUAACUCUGGCCACCAUAUUUGGACUCGGGGCCAUCGGAACCGGGACAGGGAUCUCUGCCUUAACAAUACAAAACAAGGGAUUUAGUAUACUUAGGGAAGCGGUUGACAGAGAUAUAGAAAAAAUAGAGACUGCCAUCACUUCGCUUGAAAAGUCCCUAACCUCCCUCUCAGAAGUAGUUUUACAAAACAGGAGAGGAUUAGACCUGCUGUUCCUACAGCAAGGUGGUCUCUGUGCAGCACUAGGAGAAGAGUGUUGCUUCUAUGCUGACCACACAGGAAUAGUAAGAGAUUCUAUGGCCAAGGUCCGAGAAGGGCUAAAUAAACGAAAAAAAGAAAGAGAACAGGAGGCAGGAUGGUUUGAAUCCUGGUUCAAUACGUCCCCUUGGUUAACUACCCUGCUCUCCGCUUUACUCGGGCCUCUGGCCAUUCUACUUCUCACUCUCACAUUAGGCCCCUGCAUCAUAAACAAAAUUAUUAAUUUUGUCCAAGACAGGUUCAAUGCUAUACAAUUAAUGGUCUUACGAACUCAAUACCAACCGCUCGAGACAUUACAAAUAGAAAACUAAAGAUCCAAGAUUGGCUCUUUAGGCACAAGAAAAAGGAGGGAAUGAAAAGAACAGCUUUAAAUCCAAAUGACAGCCCUGCCUUAGUUUAAAGCUAAAGUUCUCUUUUCUGCUUAUUAUGGAUCUUUGAUAAAAAAUACAAUUGCUGAGUAGUCUGUCUUGCUUGCUGUUUGCUACGAGCGUUGUGAACCCUUUCCUGAAUGUAACUCACUAUGUAAUAGAGUAAGUUGUGAAACUUCCUACAUGUAGUCUGGUAUGUAAUAGAAUAAGUGAUUGUACAUGAACUAACCGGCAUUUCUUGCUUCUGUAAACUUGCUUGCUCAACACAUUCCUCCUCUACCCCCAUUCCCCUUUCCCCUUUUUCCUCCCGCCACAAGUAACGGACAAAGCCUUCCCGCCAAAGAACAGACAAAGGAUGCCCAAUCAGAGAACGACAAAUGACCUUACUUUAAAACCAACUAAUCAGGCCCUCAUAUUUUGAAACCUCCCCUGUGCUCUUUGUCCCUGUCCAUAAAAACGCUGUACCAACCCUGAUCGAGGCCUCUUAGCGUCACCGGCGACGAGUGCGCGGAGGUCCAGGUUCGAACCUGCACUAAACGACCCUUGCUGCUUGGCUUUGA
Messenger RNA from Prionailurus viverrinus (fishing cat), 7332 nucleotides. RefSeq lists its product as uncharacterized. Gene Ontology annotation, molecular function: nucleic acid binding; zinc ion binding; aspartic-type endopeptidase activity. Gene Ontology annotation, biological process: proteolysis; virion assembly. The record is from RefSeq and is a predicted model, not a curated record. Lineage: Eukaryota; Metazoa; Chordata; Mammalia; Carnivora; Felidae.